Messenger RNA from Cannabis sativa, 2013 nucleotides. RefSeq names its product probable protein phosphatase 2C 63. The coding region runs from base 556 to 1698 and encodes 380 amino acids. The record is from RefSeq and is a predicted model, not a curated record. Lineage: Eukaryota; Viridiplantae; Streptophyta; Magnoliopsida; Rosales; Cannabaceae. The transcript has 4 exons. Gene Ontology annotation, biological process: protein dephosphorylation. Gene Ontology annotation, molecular function: protein serine/threonine phosphatase activity; cation binding.
CAGUUGCUUUCAGUAUGAGACUCGUAUUUGAGAGACCAAUUCAGAUAUAAAAGAAUACAAUUCUCUUUUCUAUAUCUGACACACCACCACACCACUCUUCUUCUUCCUCUUCUUUUUCUUCUGGAUAAGUUUUCUCAUUCCCACGUCAACGCCACAAUAGAAGCGUUUACUUUUAUGUUUUUAAUAUUUUUAUCUUUAAACAGCAAAAUUAAUAUCUUAAUUAUUUAUUUUUAGUGCUAAACAGAACCAAUUUUGAUUGUUAAUUUGUUGCACUCAUCAUCCACCACCACCACUUUCUUAUAUCUUUAAUAAUUCAUAUAUAAAUACUACCCAACAAUACAUCUUAGUCUAUAUUUUUUUGUCUUUGUGUUUGGUCGUCCCCCAAAAACCAAAACUUUUUUCUCUUAGAAAAUUCUCUGUUUUUCUCAAACACGGCAUUCCCACGGUUUUUGUCUUUACCCAGAAAAUAGAAAAGAAAAAGAAUCAAACUUUGUGGUAAUAAAAUCAUUUAUACAAGACGAGGAAAGAAAUCAGAAACACCCAGUUGAUAAAAAGAUGUUGGAGAUUUGCCGGCGGCCAUUGGAGAGGUGUUUUGGAGUUGGAAAUGGUGGUGAUGAGCUUCUAUGGCAUAUGGGACUCAAGCCUUACGCUUCAGGGGACUAUUCAAUAGCUGUGGUACAGGCUAAUUCGUCUCUUGAAGAUCAAGGACAGGUGUUCACUUCUCCUUCCGCCACGUAUGUUGGUAUCUACGAUGGCCAUGGCGGUCCCGAAGCUUCUCGAUUCAUCACCAACCAUCUCUUCCCUUACCUUCAAAAAUUCUCGAGCGAACAAGGUGGAUUAUCUGUAGAUGUGAUAAAGAAAGCUUUUGAUGCAACCGAAGAGGAAUUCUUACACUUGGUGAGACAAUCUUGGCCAGCUCGGCCUCAGAUUGCUUCGGUUGGGUCGUGUUGCUUAGUUGGGGCCAUAUCCGACGACGUUUUGUACGUGGCUAAUCUUGGGGACUCAAGAGCGGUUCUUGGGCGGAGAGGGUUUGAUGGGCAGUCAAGCAAUGGUACUGUCGUCGCAGAGAGACUCUCAACUGAUCAUAACGUGGCAGUUGAAGAGGUUAGGAGAGAAGUUAAGGACCUUCAUCCUGAUGAUUCUCACAUUGUUGUCUACACUCGUGGUGUUUGGCGAAUUAAGGGUAUUAUUCAGGUGUCUAGAUCAAUAGGAGAUGUUUACUUGAAAAAACCAGAGUUUAACAGAGACUUGUUCCAACAAUGUGGUAUACCUAUUCCAUUAAAAAGGGCUGUAAUGACAGCAGAACCCUCAAUCAUUGUUAGAAAGUUGAAGCCACAAGACAUGUUUUUGAUCUUUGCAUCAGAUGGUCUGUGGGAACAUUUAAGUGAUAAAGCAGCUGUUGAAAUUGUGCACAAAAAUCCAAGAACUGGAAUAGCAAAAAGAUUAGUUAGAGCGGCCAUUAAUGAGGCUGCAAAGAAAAGGGAAAUGAGAUAUGAAGACAUAAAGAAAAUUGAGAAAGGGGUAAGACGCCAUUUUCAUGAUGACAUUACUGUGGUUGUGAUAUAUCUUGAUCGUUCUGAAGCUACUUUAAAUGGUAGUAGACUCAAAGAUCCUUUUGACUGUACAACUGUUCCUAUGGACAUAUUCUCUCUUAAUGCUGAUGAGGAAGACUCUUCACUUCAUCAUCCAAAUAACUGAGAAUUGUCUCUCUUUUAACCAAAACCAAUACAUUGUUGUUUAUCUUGUGAAUAUAAUAAGGAUAUAUAUAAUAUAUAUAUACACAUUAGAAGUUCAUAGAGAGAGUUAUUGAUCUGGCUGGGAACAGAACAGAGUUUUCAUAGCUUUUAUUACAAGGAAAGUUUGUGUGUAAUUAUGUAAAUGGAGGGGUUACAAGAUUGAGCUACUGUUAAGUGUUAACAUCCCAGCUUUGGGUUUUUGCUCGUCUACAUUAGAUGAUUAUCUUCUUUGUUCUUUUAUCUUUGUUUAAUUAUGGUAUAUAUUUUUCUGCUCCAA